AUGACGGCCUCGGUGAUAGCGAACCCCACGACGACGGCCGUCUCGGCGCCUGGAAAGGUCCUCCUCGCGGGCGGCUACCUGGUCCUGGACCGGGCCUACACUGGUUUCGUCUUCGGGCUCAGCGCCCGCAUCAACGUCGUGGCCGCCGAGAUCCACACCAUUCCGGGGGUGCACCUGACCGAGAUCGUCGUCGAGAGCCCUCAGUUCGUCGACGCCGUCUGGCGCUACGGCUUCCAUCUUGCGCCCGAGGAUGGGGGCAUCACGGUCACGCAGCUGCAGGUCGGCUCCAAAAUUGACCCAAACACAUUUGUCGAGACGACCCUAAGCUAUGCCCUCACCUACAUCGCCCGCAUCAACAAGCAGCGCCCCAGCCACUCCCUGACCUCGACCCGCCUCAUCAUCCUCGCCGACAACGACUAUUACUCACUGCCGUCCGCCGACCCCGACUCCGCCGUCUCCGGAGCCGUCCCCCCGGCCAAGGGCACCCGCUUCGCCAGGUACCCGCACACCAUCAGCGAAGCGCACAAGACCGGCCUCGGCUCCUCCGCUGCGCUCGUCACCUCCCUGACAGCCGCGCUCCUAACGCACCACCUGCCCACCUCGCUCUUCGACAUCAACUCCCAGGCGGGCAAGCACACGCUCCACAACCUCGCGCAGGCGGCGCACUGCGCCGCGCAGGGCAAAGUCGGAUCCGGGUUUGACGUCGCGGCCGCCGUGUUCGGCAGCUGUCGGUACCGACGCUUCUCCCCGUCUCUGCUCUCUGAUCUCGGCGCCGCGGGAUCGCCUGGGUUCUCUGAGGCGUUGGUGCGCAAGGUGGACGAGCUGCUCGCGUGGGACGUCGAGGUCGAUAAGGCGGGGACGGGGUUGCCCGAGGGCGUGUGCUUGCGCAUGUGUGACGUUGAUUGUGGCAGCCAGACGGUGGGGAUGGUGAAGAAGGUGCUUGAGUGGAGGAAGGCGGAUGCCGAGGGGAGUAAGAGGUUGUGGGAUGAUUUGCAGGGCAAGAACGAGGCGCUCGCGGCCGCGCUCAAGGAUGGCGAGGUGCACAAGGUCGGCGGCGCGGUUGCGGAUGUGAGGGGGUUGAUUCGGGCUAUGGGGGUCGGCAGCGGCGUGCCGAUUGAGCCCGAGGCGCAGACGGAGCUGCUGGAUGCGCUUGGCGGUGUUGAGGGCGUGUUAGGCGGGGUUGUGCCCGGCGCGGGCGGGUUCGAUGCGCUGGCUUUGGUGAUGAGGGACGACGAGGCCACGCAGAAUAGGGUCGAGGCAUUUUUGGAGGGGUGGGGGAAGGAGAAGGGGGCGAGGGUGCGGUUGUUGGGCGUCAAGGGGGAGAUGGAGGGUGCCAGGCGGGAGGAGUUGAGUGCGUAUGAUGGGUGGUUGGCUUGA
Molecule: messenger RNA, 1377 nt
Organism: Colletotrichum orchidophilum
Lineage: Eukaryota; Fungi; Ascomycota; Sordariomycetes; Glomerellales; Glomerellaceae
Product: phosphomevalonate kinase
Exons: 2
Coding region: 1-1377 (458 amino acids)
Biological process (GO): isopentenyl diphosphate biosynthetic process, mevalonate pathway; ergosterol biosynthetic process
Cellular component (GO): peroxisome
Molecular function (GO): ATP binding; phosphomevalonate kinase activity
Source: RefSeq, a predicted model, not a curated record